GGCCGCCUCAGCCUGAGGGAGUGCGGUGGUAGCGGCGGGGAGGGCUCCAGGACCAAGGGAGUUGUGCGGGGUCCCCAGCAAACCGGCGAGAUGACCGAGCCGGGUACGGUGAAGAAUUCACCCCCCAACCAGCGAUCUUCAGGUAUGGAUGGGUUUUUAAAAUCUGAUGAGAGACAAAGACUCGCUAAAGAAAGACGAGAAGAAAGAGAAAAGUGUCUGGCUGCCCGUGAGCAGCAGAUAUUGGAGAAACAGAAAAGAGCCAGGCUUCAGUAUGAAAAGCAAAUCGAGGAGCGUUGGAGGAAACUGGAAGAGCAGCGUCAACGAGAGGAUCAAAAGAGGGCUGCUGUAGAAGAGAAGAGGAAGCAGAAGCUCCGGGAGGAGGAGGAGCGGCUAGAGGCGAUGAUGCGCCGGUCCCUGGAGCGCACGCAGCAGCUAGAGAUGAAGAAGAAGUGCUCGUGGGGACCAUCACUGCCUUCAGGGGCCGGAGGACGUGACGGUGAAUCAGAAAGUACCCCACCCCCUCCUCUAGGUUUAGCAGCCAGCACCCUUCCUCCGGACACAGGGACUGCUGCCACCACCGCAGAGCCGACCAACGCAUGUGACAAACUUUCAACAUCAACCAUGAAUUUGCCAAAGCAGACGGAGCCUCCCAUGAGUAAGCGCCUGUCUUCAUCCACUGCGGCAAUAUCCUAUUCCCCAGAUCGAGCUCAUCACAUGCUCCUUAGUACCACGGAGUCCUUUCUUGUUAAGAGACUGCUGACACCCACACAGGCCUCUUUAGCCAGAAGCAGAACUACACGCAUGCUCCCUGAGCAGGCCAGUUAUUCAGUAUCCCCUACCUGUCCUCGUUUAGCUCCUGCUGGUCCUCUUAAAUCUGCCUACAAAUCUUCUCCCACUCGGAAUCUGGAGAGGAAGAAGACCAUAAUUCCAGCUGGUAUAGGGGAUGCUGGGAAAGGAGCCCCUUCAGGAAUGGAGUCCACACAGAUGGAGAUGGCAAAGAAGGGACCUCGAACAACAACUUCCAGCGCCACUAUGGGCCCUGGAUCUCCUCUGAGAAGAUGUGAUUUUCCAGGAAGCACUAUCAAGAGGCCAUCUUCUCCUGGUACAUUCAAGGCAACUUCAAAAAUGUAUCCGCAGUCUCCAAAGAAUUCAAAGCCUCCAUACCUGGCAUCUCCCGUGAAGUACCGCUAUACCCUCUUUCCAAGCCAAGAAACACCCAAGAAGAAAGCAGAAAAAGAAAAAAGCAACAAGGAAAGGGAAGGUGCUGUGGGUCAGCAAACGGCUGGCCCACAUGGUGACGAAGCCUUUGAGAAGCACAUGGUGGACAAGCAUGUCACUGAGAAGCCCAUGGCAGACAAGCAUGUCACUGAGAAGCCCGUGGCAGACAAGAUCGUACCAGAGAAGCCCGUGGCAGACAAGAUCGUCCCAGAGAAGCCCGUGGCAGACAAGCAUGUCACUGAGAAGCCCGUGGCAGACAAGAUCGUCCCGGAGAAGCCUGUGGCAGACAAUAUCACCCCUGAGAAGCAUGUGGCAGACAAGCAUGUCACUGAGAAGCCCGUGGCAGACAAGCAUGUCACUGAGGAGCCCGUGGCAGACAAGAUCGCCCCUGAGAAGCAUGUGGCAGAUAAGCAUGUCACUGAGAAGCCCGUGGCAGACAAGAUCACCCCUGAGAAGCAUGUGGCAGACAAGCAUGUCACUGAGAAGCACGUGGCAGACAAGAUCACCCCUGAGAAGCAUGUGGCAGACAAGCAUGUCACUGAGGAGCCCGUGGCAGACAAGAUUGCCCCUGAGAAGCACGUGGCAGACAAGCAUGUCACUGAGAAGCCUGUGGCAGACAAGCAUGUCACUGAGGAGACCAUGGCAGACAAGAUUGCCCCUGAGAAGCCUGUGGCAGACAAGCAUGUCACUGAGAAACCUGUGGCAGACAAGAUCGCCCCUGAGAAGCAUGUGGCAGGCAAGCAUGUCACUGCGAAGCAUGCAACCACGGGAGGAAAGACAGAGAACAGUGGAGGGAAGCUCCCAGCAGGCACCACUGAUGCUGAAGAGGCUUCAAAGAUCCUGGCUGAAAAGAGACAACAGGCCCGACUGCAGAAGGAACAGCAGGAGCGGCUGGAAAAGGAAGAAAGGGACAGGCUGGAGAGAGAGGAAUCAAAGAGAAAGGCUGAAGAAGAAAGACUCCAUCUAGAAGAGAAGGCCCGUAAACAGGAAGAGGAAGAAAAGCAGAAGAAAGAGGAAGAGAAAAUAAAAAUGGAAGAAGAGUACAAGCAGAAGGCCAAGGAGCAACAGUUACUGAAAGAAGAUCAUGAAAAGGCAAAACAGGAGAAAGAAAACCAAGAAAAAGUCAUGAUUAAAAAACAGAAGGAAGCAGCAGAAGCAAAGGCACAGGAAGCAGCUAAACAGAUGCGUCUAGAAAGAGAACAGAUCAUGCUGCAGAUUGAGCAGGAGCGACUGGAGAGAAAGAAGAGAAUAAAUGAAAUCAUGAAGAGAACAAGGAAGAGUGACGUAUCUCCAGAAGUGAAGAAGGAUGACCCGAAAGUGGAGCUUCAACCUGCUAUGUGUGUGGAAAAUAAGACAGAUCUACUUGUUCCCAGCAAAAUAGUGUCUCAAGAAGAUGUCCCACAGAACUUGCAGGCCUGUACAACACAUAAAACCAAGGGGGUCAUGAGCCCUGCAGACACUGAAAUCUAUGGAUUAAGCACCUGCCAGGAAGUUAAUGUCAGAGGCAAAGCUGCCCCAGAAACUUUGCCCCAAGACAUUUUCUCGAACGUGCUUAAGCCAGUAGGGGGAAUUGCUCAUCUGGAUCCCCUUGAUGGGAAAUCAAACAGUUUGGAUGAUUCAACGGAAGAUGUUCAAUCUAUGGAUGUUAGUCCUGCUUCAAAAGAAGAGCUUAUCUCUAUCCCAGAAUUUUCCCCAGUAAGUGAAAUGAUUCCUGGGGUAUCUCUGGAUCAAAAUGGAACUGGUAAUGCCCGAGCACUUCAAGAUCUCUUAGAUUUCACUGGCCCCCUCAUGUUCCCCAAGAAAUCCAGUGAAAAUCUCAGCCUGGAUGACUGUAACAAAAACCUGAUCGAAGGAUUUAACAGUCCUGGCCAAGAAAAUGCUUUCAACACCUUCUGUUGACAAAUACAACAUCUCUUUAAUGAAAGGAGUUGUCUGGAGAACCCCUGAAACUGCUGGUAAUUGAUCUUCCGCCGGCUAUCAGAAGAAGCUUCUGUCGUCUUAACCACUGGAUUCAAAAUUAUUAGCUCGAAAUGUAACUGUAUUCUUAGUGUAGUAGGUCAGACAUUGGCCACUCUUGGUUAGAAACCUGGAAACCUCAACCUUGUUGGGCUUUAGCGAAGUUUCAUGUUCUGAUUCUAUAUAUGAGCUUCAGCUGCUGAAAAGGCGCUUCUUGUCCUGCUGUUAUCAUAGUGAGCUUUCGAAUUAACCCAGGUGAU
Messenger RNA from Erinaceus europaeus (western European hedgehog), 3434 nucleotides. RefSeq names its product MAP7 domain containing 2 (gene MAP7D2). The transcript has 19 exons. NCBI's taxonomy places the organism in Eukaryota, Metazoa, Chordata, Mammalia, Eulipotyphla, Erinaceidae. Gene Ontology annotation, cellular component: microtubule cytoskeleton. Gene Ontology annotation, molecular function: DNA binding; structural constituent of chromatin. Gene Ontology annotation, biological process: chromosome condensation; microtubule cytoskeleton organization. The record is from RefSeq and is a predicted model, not a curated record. Bases 91 to 3117 code for a protein of 1008 amino acids.